GAUGUGUGCGGGAGUGAUUUCUUAAGUAGUUGAGUUGUGGAGACGGAGGGUACGGCCGCUGAUGGUGAAGGCAGGUUUUGUUUUCAUUGGUGAAUCUGGUGUCAUCAUAUUCCGGUCAUAUGUUGAAAUAUUCUUUGUUUAGGUCUUGAAGUACGAGGAUCUCACUCGGCACGUCCACAUUGUGCUGUUGGGGAAGGCUGGCUCUUGCGAGUGUGGGUUUCUUGAAUCUCAGGCGUGGAAUGAAGGUCCGGGUGUGUGUGGGCCUGGGCACUGGCCUUGACAGUGAACUUUGUGGCUGGUGUUUCGGAUUUCAAAGAUCUGCCCCAGAGCUGGGGUGCGGAUUUUUUUUUUUUUUUCCUCUCUCUCAAUAGUAGAUGUCGGGAAUGCAGAUGCUGGAACUGGGGAAGUUGGGCAAGAGCCUUUCUGUAUUAAUAAUUGAUAGCUGAAUAUUAGAAUCAGAUUAAUUGGAGCUGAUGGAAGUUUUUUUUUCCCCUGUUUUGUGUAUGUGUGUGUGUGUGUUUUAAAAGCACUUGUGCGCUCUAGGAAGGCAGCCCUUUUUCCUAGGUGCAUCCUGUAGGAUUUCUUUAGGGUGAGCAGCCCGACUGUGUUCUUCUAGAAGGGGUGCUCACAGGCUCCCCGGCGUUACCGAGGGCUUGGAGUGGGGGACCCACGGGGGAGGGGAGAAAAGCUAAGCAUAGUUUUCUGGGAUUUGUAUGAUUUGUUUACAUCUAGCUUGCACUCACGUUUGGGCAGUAAAUAGGUCAGCUUUUCUUUCUGGUUUUGAAGACUGCCUCCUCUCUUUAUUUUAAAGUUUCACCAUGGGCUUGUAGCAUUGUAGGAAACUUAACCUAUUUUUUAAAAAUUGGAAAUAGUAUUAUUGUAAUUUUGUAAGUUUCUUUUUCUGGCUCCUGUGGGAUCUGUGUUGCUGGCUUGUUCAGGAUCAUAUCAGAGGUUUGAAGAAGGCAUUCUAAAAUCCGAGGAUGCAUCUUUUGAUAGCAGAGAGGAUUUUUUUUUUUUUUUUUUUUUUGCUUGGAGUUACACUGAUGUUUGUAAGAAAAAAAAAUCCUGUACUUAAGACUUCUGUAGAUGUACGGUUGCUCUUCAAUGCAGGGCAUAGUAAUAGAGCAGAAAAUUCUCAAAAUACAAGCAUCUGGCUAACAUGUUACAGAAUCCCUGAGCUUUGGGGUACAUCAGACUUUGACUUUUUGGUACAUAACCGAAUUUGCAUUUUAACUGGCGCUACUUGGCUGCUCAUGAGAAAGUUUUUUCUUUAGAGCCUUUGAAGGCUUUGGAAAUUAGUUUUUAGGUAAUUUUGCAAGCAUGAUUUAAGCCUGUUGUGCUCUGGACUUGGGCAAGUCUUUAUGGAAGUGAAAUGGUUUUAAGUUAAAGACACCCACCCCAUCAUUGGCACAUUUGAUUUUUUAAGAGGUGUUAAGUGAUCGAUGGGGCCCUAUUUUCUUUUAGCUUUGAAGAGUCCAUCUUUUUUCCUAUUCAGUCUUCUGGAAGGAGCUACCUCAGAAAUACUCUUCUGCUUACAUGAAGAUCUCUAAAUGCAAUCCAGCAGGAGGUGCUACAGCAAGAUAAAGAUUUUUUUUUUUUUAAAUUUUGAGGGUCUUGCUACUUACUGCAGCUAUCCUUAGCCUCACCUGAACAACAGGAUUUAACACCUUAAAAGUUCCAGGAAGAAUUCGAGGAGAUAGAGAGCUGAAGGAUAGCCACUUUCCCCAAAAUUGGACUUCUCAGAACCUUUAAUAUGCUAAUGUGCAUCGUGAAUCUCCAUGCGGGGGCUAUGAUAUGCAGCAUUCUUGAAUACUUCUAAUGACAGGGAGCCCACUACCUCAUAAGGGGCAUCCUGGGGUACACUAUGUCACGACUUACUGUUACAGUAACUGUUGGUUGCUGCAGUGAGAAGAGGCGUUUGUUACUUUAAACAAAGGCUGAAGAACCUAUAAAAUAAGCCGGCCUAAGAGAAAGUGGAGAAGGUAGAGGAUGGAGUUGCAGACUCUACAGGAGGCUCUGAAAGUGGAAAUUCAGGUUCACCAGAAACUGGUUGCUCAGAUGAAGCAGGAUCCACAGAUAUUUUUUCUUUCCAAUCAGAAUGCUGACUUAAAGAAACAGCUUCAUGAACUCCAAGCCAAAAUCACAGCUUUGAGUGAGAAGCAGAAAAGAGUAGUUGAACAGCUACGGAAGAACUUGAUAGUGAAACAAGAACAACCAGACAAGUUCCAAAUCCAGCCAUUGCCACAACCUGAAAACAAACUACAAACAGCACAGCAACAACCACUCCAGCAGCUCCAGCAGCAGCAGUACCACCACCACCACGCCCAGCAGUCGGCCGCACCCUCCCCCGCCUUGACUGCUUCUCAGAAGACUGUAACCACAGCUUCUAUGAUUACCACAAAGACACUACCUCUCGUCUUGAAAGCAGCCACUGCUACCAUGCCAGCCUCUGUCGUGGGCCAGAGACCUACCAUUGCUAUGGUGACCGCCAUCAAUAGUCAGAAGGCUGUACUUGGCACCGAUGUCCAGAACACGCCAGUCAACCUGCAGACGUCCAGUAAGGUCACUGGGCCCGGCACGGAGGCUGUCCAAAUUGUGGCAAAAAACACGGUCACUCUGCAGGUUCAGGCAACACCUCCUCAACCCAUCAAAGUCCCACAGUUUAUACCCCCUCCUAGACUCACUCCACGUCCAAACUUUCUUCCACAGGUUCGACCCAAGCCUGUGGCCCAGAACAACAUUCCUAUUGCCCCAGCACCUCCUCCCAUGCUGGCUGCUCCUCAGCUUAUCCAGAGGCCCGUCAUGCUGACCAAGUUCACCCCCACCACCCUCCCCGCAUCCCAGAAUUCCAUCCACCCCGUCCGUGUUGUCAAUGGACAAACCGCAACCAUAGCCAAAACGUUCCCCAUGGCCCAGCUCACCAGCAUUGUGAUAGCUACUCCAGGGACCAGACUCGCUGGACCGCAAACUGUACAGCUAAGCAAGCCAAGCCUUGAAAAACAGACAGUUAAAUCCCACACGGAAACAGAGGAAAAGCAGACCGAGAGCCGUACCAUCACCCCGCCCGCCGCACCCAAACCAAAACGGGAGGAGAACCCUCAGAAACUUGCCUUCAUGGUGUCUCUAGGGUUGGUAACACAUGACCAUCUAGAAGAAAUCCAAAGCAAGAGGCAAGAGCGAAAAAGAAGAACCACAGCAAAUCCGGUCUACAGCGGGGCCGUGUUUGAGCCAGAGCGUAAGAAGAGUGCCGUCACAUACCUGAACAGCACAAUGCAUCCUGGGACCCGGAAGAGAGGUCGUCCUCCAAAAUACAAUGCAGUGCUGGGGUUUGGAGCCCUUACCCCAACAUCCCCCCCAUCCAGUCAUCCUGACUCCCCCGAAAGUGAAAAGACAGAGACCACAUUCACUUUCCCUGCACCUGUCCAGCCUGUGUCCCUGCCCAGCCCCACCUCCACAGACGGUGAUAUCCACGAGGACUUUUGCAGUGUGUGCAGAAAAAGUGGCCAGUUACUGAUGUGCGACACGUGUUCCCGUGUGUAUCACCUGGACUGUUUAGAGCCUCCACUGAAAACCAUUCCCAAGGGCAUGUGGAUCUGCCCCCGAUGUCAGGACCAGAUGCUGAAAAAGGAAGAAGCAAUCCCGUGGCCUGGAACCUUAGCUAUUGUGCAUUCCUAUAUCGCCUACAAAGCAGCAAAAGAGGAAGAGAAGCAGAAGCUACUUAAAUGGAGCUCAGAUUUGAAGCAAGAGCGAGAACAGCUGGAGCAGAAGGUGAAACAGCUCAGCAGCUCCAUAAGUAAAUGCGUGGAGAUGAAGAACACCAUCCUGGCGCGGCAGAAGGAGAUGCACAGCUCCUUGGAGAAGGUCAAACAGCUCAUCCGCCUCAUCCACGGCAUCGACCUCUCCAAACCUGUGGACUCGGAGGCCGCCGUGGGGGCCAUCUCCAACGGCCCGGACUGCACCCCCCCCGCCAGCGCCACCCCCUCUACGCCGGCCCCCUCCCCAGCCUCCCAGAGCUGCACAGCGAACUGUAACCAGGGGGAAGAGCCGAAAUAACAGCCCCUCCAGGAGGAGCUGCGGGGCCCCGGCGGCGAGGAGAGCAAAACCCUGAAGACUCUAGCGAAGCCAAGCCGGAUUCCUUCUGGAAAGUGCAGAAUUCUUUUGGUUCUUUGGUUCCAGAGAGAGAGAAGAUGCGUGUGCCAGGUGGCACCGGAGUUUGCCAAUUGACCUUCUCGUCCUGUGUGUACAUGCAAAGACUGGACCGUGUUCCAUGAGAUAGUGCCAGCUGGAGGUGCUGUGCCAGCACCAUGCCAAGUGAAAUAAUAUAUUUACUCUCUCUAUUAUACACCAGUGUGUGCCUGCAGCAGCCUCCACAGCCACCACGGGUUUGUUUCUGUUCUGUUGGGUGGGGAGCAGGGGCGGGCGGAGGGAGGAGAGCAGGUUGAGAGCCUUGUCGCCAAGCCGGUCGCCGAGGUGGGGAAAGCAAGUCCAAAGAGCGAGCGUGUGGGCUCUCCUGUUUCCAGACUCUCACUCGAAAACCAAAAAAGGAAACCGACAUAGAAGUCGCCCCAGCGCCCACCAGCGGGCAGGGGCGGCGGGGGAGGGGGCCAGCAGUGGGGAGCUCUAUCGAAGAAACAGUAUUUACUCUGGUGGGCAGGGAGGGGCGGGGCCACAGUGCCAGGGGAGGUGGAGGUCAAGAACAGCCCCAGGCCCUCCUCCCCACUGGGGUGCCCUGUCCUGCUCGGUGGAAUCUCACACCUCCAUGGUGACUCUCCAGUCCCUCCCUCAAGAGCAAGGAGACCCCCCCCCAACCAUGGCCUUCCGUGAGACAGAAGGGCGAGCGUCCAGGAAGGGAAGCAGGUGGGUCCAGAGAUUUUACUUGAAAAUGAGCACCAUCCCUUUUCUAUAUUUAUAAGAAGAGAAGAUCUGAGCAAAGCAGCACGUGACCCAGGGGUGUGGGAGACGAAUGGGGACAGUUCUUUUUCUCUCUUUCGAUUUUUGGUUUUUUUUUUUUUUGGUUUUGUUCUUUUUUUUUUUCCUUUAAAGAAAGGUUUAUUUUGUUGUUUACUUUUUUGGUAACAAAAACUAAACUAAGGAAUCGCGACGCUGUUUUCAGGCUGACAGUCCGGUGAGGGUCGCCGAGACCGUGCAUGGUAGAGUAGGCGUCCUAGUGUCCGUGAGGUCCCGUGAGUCUUCGUGAGUCCUGUGUCAUCGUCCGGCCACUGUUUUUUUAUGCAAGGGCAAAAAUCUUUGUAUCUGGGGGAAAAAAAAAAACAAACAAGCAAACAAACUUUUUUUAAAUUAAAAAGGAAAAUAAAAGAUAUUGAGGUCUUCCUAGUGUUAAUUAAAUUAAGAUCAAGGUAAGAAAACGUUGUAAAAAAAAAAGAAAAGAAAAGAAAAAACUACAAAAGUGCUAUUUGUUUCCUAAAAACAGUGAUUUCUAUUAAAAAGGUGUCAGAACUGGAGCAAUGCCGUGUAGUUACACUUUUUUGAGCACAGAACCUGCUCAUCAUGGUGACAUUUGGCUAUGUCUUCUGCCUCUAGACGGGUGGGCCAGUGUCCGCGAAGGGCGGGACAGGGACCUCAGCUCCUAGGUGGGACACCCACAGCAGCUGUGCAUGGUGGCCCCAGCACCGAGGAGCUCCACAGAUGUUGCUGGCUAGCUGCCUCCCUUUGGUGCUGUUCUAGGUCUCCAGGCACCAGCAUUCUGAGCGCCUGGGGUGAGGGGGGUGAGGACGCUGCUGAAGGCAUAGACUGCAGAGCUGCCAGGGCCUGUGGACCCCAGCCCUGGCUGAGUGGUGUGCAGGGUGGGGACAGGUUAGCUACUUUAGUUAUUUUAGCCCUGGUCACUUAGGAAGAACAGAGGAGUAGGAAGAGGGUACCUACCUACCAGCUCCCUGGGUGAGAACGGCAACACCUGCCUUGGCACAGCCUAGGGUGGCCUCGCCUCUGGCAAGACUCCACCAGCAUUUACAAGGUUCAGGUCGGCCUUGAGCCUUGCAGGGAGUUGGCCAGAUGUGGCUGGAGUGGGGCAGGGGGAGGCUGGAGGCUGUGCACCCUGGCUCCCCAGCUCUGGUGACGGCUUAUGGAAUCUGAGAGUGAUAGACACCCAGGGGUGUCUCCUUGCUGUGGUUAGCCCCGGAGACAUGGGGGUGAGCUACGAAAGCCAAUUUACGCACACCACGUCCAUUCCUCCUCCUGUGGGUGUCAUGGCAGCAAGUUUGGGGGCCGUGCCUAGUCAGGAUGUGCCGGAGAUGCCCAGACUGGCGGUAGGAGUAGUUGGCAGAGAACCAGAGAGGAGCCCCGUCUGUCUUCACGCUAUCCUGUUGGACUUGUCUGGGCCCAUCUUUUCUCAGGAGGGGGCGGGAAGCCAUCGUCACCAGCGGCCUUUGUCUCAGCUGGGGUCUCUGCCACCCACCCGCUGACCUCACCUGAGGUUGGGAGGGGUGUGCAUGGCUGAAGAAGUUCAGGUUGAGCAGCUUAGUGUGGCAGUCAGCAAGGAUCUAAAGGGCAGCCCCACCCCCAAAGCUCAUGAACUCAAAUUCCAAGACAUUGCUCGGUGGUAAAGUCCCCUCCCCCAGUCCGGCCACUAGGUCUCCUUGACUUCCCGCUGUCCUGCCGAGACUGGGUGCCCCCUGCAACAACCAGGACCUAGGCUCUGGCACCGCCCUGCGCCUGAGCUAUCCCUGCUGCUUGCCCCUUGCCUUCAGCAACCUGCUCUGCUCUUCUUCCUCCCCCAUCCCCACCCCUACCCCUAGAGCUGAGCAUUGCCCGCUGGGCCUGGGAUGAGGCAGGCCUUGUGGGUAAUGAGGUCAGGCUGCCUGCAUCCCCACCUUGCACAUUCCUGGCCUGCAGCUCGCUUUACCUCUGAUGCCUGCUGGGGCUUGCCUCACUUCCACUGAGCUCCACCCUUCCUGAUCAUUCAGGCCUUGGGGAUGCGCCUGUUGGCUGUACCUGUCAUAGAUUUGCUGGCUGGGGGAAGCCUCCAGCCAGCACUGUGCCAGCUCACUCUA
Messenger RNA from Ochotona curzoniae (black-lipped pika), 7010 nucleotides. It is a transcript of the gene PHF21A, whose product is annotated as PHD finger protein 21A. The record is from RefSeq and is a predicted model, not a curated record. Gene Ontology annotation, molecular function: chromatin binding. NCBI's taxonomy places the organism in Eukaryota, Metazoa, Chordata, Mammalia, Lagomorpha, Ochotonidae. Gene Ontology annotation, cellular component: histone deacetylase complex. The transcript is spliced from 20 exons. Gene Ontology annotation, biological process: negative regulation of transcription by RNA polymerase II. The coding region runs from base 1990 to 4053 and encodes 687 amino acids.